AGUGGUGGCACAGAGUUCCCCACGUCGUAUGGAUACGUUAGUAAAACACGACGUACGGAAAGGGUUAACUCAAUAACAGCGAAAAGAAGAGCAAGGAGAGAAAUGUGUUGGAUGUUCUGUCCGACAACGAGACUGGUGCUAUACACUUCAUUUGGGUGUAAUGGCUUGACCUUUUGGUUUCCAUGGUUUGCAGUGAAUAUUUACUGACAGCGAAGAGCAUCUAGUGUCAGUCCUGGCAUUCCGUAUAGUUAUACUCUUUCUCUUCUCUUUUCAGGUGAUGAGCACUACAACGUCUUAGAAUCACCCACAGUUGAUGUCAAAGACACACUCGGCGUGCCAACCAAGUUGUGAAAUUUUCCAAUAACUCAACUGCCCCCAGUGAUCCACAUACACACCAGAAACCGUUCACCCGUGAGCCCUUCAAUAUCAGGUCUCUUUCCAACUUACUAGCCUUUAGUGACCCAAAUACACAUCAGAAUACGGUCGACCACCAGCCCAGAAUCGACAUCAGGUAUCCUUCCAACCCACCAGUAUCCUUGAUACCAGCAGUUCCGAGUAUGUGGGAGAAUCCUUUUUGUUCCUCAUGUCAGCCCUCAAGAGACAGAACACUUUCUACGGACUAGGCAUCGACACAAAUAUCACCACAAUCAGCAAUGGCGUCUGCAGCUGUCAAAGCCACGCCCAUUUCCAACAACAGCUGGGAGAGACCAUCAUCUCCAGCAAUAACAACACUCCACUUUCCAGGUCUGCCUCCCUCCGGAAUCACCACUGCAACAGUCCCGGGAGGUACCUAUCUAGAUCGAUCAGGGAGAGGGAGAGAGGCGUGGGAGGAGCAGGAGGAGGCGGAGGAGGAGUUGGAGGAGGAAUUGGUGGAGAAGGAGGAGGAGUGCCAGGAUCGGAGGAAGCAAAGGGAGUGUGUGAGUGUGUUGGGGAAGGAAAGAAGAAGAAAAGAGAUGAGAUGAAGCUAAAACGUUUGAUCUUCCUCAUUGCUGUAUUCAUUGUGUAUGUGUCCCUUGGAGCUGUGGUUUUCAAAGAACUUGAGGGUCAAGCGGAAGUUGAUCGGAAAAACGACCUGGAAGCUUACGUAAAGAUAUUUCUAGACGACAACCCGUGCGUGAACCGGUCCCAGGUGUACGAGCUGAUGCGGAAGUCCGUAGUGGACAGCGAGAUCGUGUACUACGUGGUGGAGAACAAGACACAUCUUGACCGCUGGGACUUCAGUGGCGCCUUCGGCUUCGUUGUCUCUGUGGUGACCACCAUAGGUCUUCACGAGACCCGGUUCACCAACAUGUACCUCCAUGAGUUCUAUGUGGUCAUCGCCUACGUGUGGAUCCUCCUUGGCCUGGCCUACCUCUCCCUCGUUUACCGCUUCAUCACCGACACCAUGGUGGCCAAGGCUCAGAAAGUGGAACGAUCCACCAUCAAACGCCUUGGGUGGCCAUACAUCAUUCCUCCUGUCAUACCUGUGGCCCAUGCGUUCAUCCAGUCUUCCUCGAGGUUUGACUUGAUCAUUUGGCAGCAGGUGGUGUAA
Molecule: messenger RNA, 1531 nt
Organism: Aplysia californica (California sea hare)
Lineage: Eukaryota; Metazoa; Mollusca; Gastropoda; Aplysiida; Aplysiidae
Exons: 4
Coding region: 584-1531 (315 amino acids)
Biological process (GO): stabilization of membrane potential; potassium ion transmembrane transport
Cellular component (GO): membrane
Molecular function (GO): potassium ion leak channel activity
Source: RefSeq, a predicted model, not a curated record